AGCAACAGAAUUACAGAGGACCGUCCGUCGUGACUUGGAACGACGUCGUUUUCUGGGUUCCGCUUUUGAGAUCUCGAAUGGAAGGCCACCAUCUUCUUCAUUCUUCAGCUUUUUUUUUUUUUAAGUUGAAUCGAAAAGCUGCUAUGGUUGUCUAAUUCAUCUUUCUUUUUCCUCGCUCAAAGCAUAUAAUCGCUUGAGUUUGGAAAUUUAGUCAAGUGGGUACUUUUAGUUUUGAUCAAUGGACAGUAUUGGUGAAAUCCUAGAAACUCAAAUGGAAGAUACUAUUACACCUGAUAAAGAUAAACAGUUGUCUGGCUCCAACAACGGACGCAUUGCCGCGGAAAAUGGAGUUUCCGAUGGCGGCCUAUCUCAGACGGACGGUGAUGAUCAGCUUCUCCAAACGGUUAUUGAACUGAGGUUUCAGAAUGAGUACUUGAAGUCUCAAUUUGAAGGCUUUAAGAAUUUCCAGGCCGUGGAUCGCGUAUCCGAUGAGAAUGUGAAGGGAAAUGUGGAUGAAGAGGGUGUCAGGGAGCUUCGGGAGACGGUGGAAUCAUUAAAGAAACAGCUUUUGGAAGAAAAGCACAUGCGGGUCGCGACCGAGGAGGCCUUGAAGCAUCUUCAAGUGGCGCAUUCGGAGGCUGAUGCGAAGGCCCAGGAGCUCUCUGUGAAGCUUAUUGAAGCUCAGCAGAAGCUAGAUCAAGAAAUAAAAGAACGUGAGGAGAAGUACUCUGAGCUUGACUCGAAAUUUAACCGUCUUCAUAAAAGAGCCAAACAACGCAUUCAAGAUGUUCAAAAGGAGAAAGACGAUCUCGAGGCACGAUUACGUGAGGUAAAUGAAUCUGCUGAGCGAGCAUUGUCCCAACAAUCAGUAUUACAGCAAGAUCUGGAACGGACCCGGCAACAAGCAAAUGAAGCAUUGAAAGCAAUGGAUGCAGAGCGACAGCAAUUAAGAAGCGCAAACAAUAAACUCCGGGACAAUAUUGAGGAACUACGACAUUCAUUACAACCUAAAGAGAGCACUAUCGCGGCAUUGCAGCAAUCACUCCUGGAGAAGGAUCAGAUGUUGGAAGACUUGGGGGGGUCGCUACAGGCUGCUGAAGAAAAACGACAAGCUUCAAUAGCCGAAAUCUCUGCUAAACAUCAGAAGAACUUGGAAAGCUUGGAAGCCCAACUGGCUGAUGCACUGUCAGACCGAACUAAAGCAACUGAAACUAUUUCUUCACUUCAGAUGCUGGUUGCCGAGAAGGAAUCAAAGAUUGCAGAAAUGGAUGCAGCAUCAACGGGUGAAGCAGCACGACUUAGAGCUGCUGUGGAAACUGUCAGAGGAGAGAUUGCUCACUUGAAAGAUGAACACGAGAAAGAAAGGGAAAGCUGGAAAGCUACAUCUCAGGCACUCAGAACGAGAUUGGAAAUGGCUGAGAAUAACUGUGUACGUGCAGAAAUCGAAGCAGCUAAAAUGAGAAGCCAAUUGGAAUCAGAAGUAUCCUCACAAACCCAAGCGCUUAAUGCGAAGGAUGCUGAACUAGCAGCUGCCAGAAAAGAGAUCAACCGCCUUGAAACUGAAUUUUCCUCUUAUAAAGUGCGUGCCCAUGCACUUUUGCAAAAGAAGGAUGCAGAGCUGGCUGCUGCUAAAGACUCCGAGCAAGUCAAAGCUCUUGAGGAAGCACUUAAAGAGGCUGAAAAGGAAGUAUCAUUAACAUGUGCUGAAAGAGACAGAGCACUUCAAGAUCUUCAGGACGUUCUAGCUAAUCAUGAUAAAGAACUUGUAGAAAGAGAAACAGCUCUUAAUGCUUUCAAGCAGCAGAUCAAGGGUUUAGAAGCAAAGCUUGAUUCCGCUAAUGCCCGCCAUCAAUCAGAUAGAGAAGCAUGGGAAAGGAACCUUCGUAACUUAGAAGAAAUGUGGCAAUCAAGAUAUGAUGCACUGAAAGUUCAAAAUGAAGCUUCUUCUGGUGAAGAGCUAGAGAAGGAAUUAGGAGAUCUCAAGCAACAGUAUAAAAAAUUGAAGGAAGAGCACAAUUCAUUUCGCGAUCUUGCUGAUAGGAUGAUUGGGGAAAAGGACAAUGAAAUCUCUAGACUUCUAGACGAUAAUAAGAAUCUUCAACGAUCUUUGGAAUCAAGACCAAAAGCUGAUCAGAAUGACAAUUACAACACAGGCUCGCAGAAACCGGAUACAUCUGGUUUGAGCACCUCUGCUGCAGAACAACAGAUUCUGCUUUUGGCAAGGCAACAAGCCCAGAGAGAGGAGGAGCUUGCACAGUCACAACGACACAUUCUAGCACUUCAAGAAGAAAUUGAAGAGCUGGAACGUGAGAAUCGCCUCCACAGCCAACAGGAAGCCAUGUUGAAGGAAGAGCUUCGCAACAUGGACAGGACACAGAAGAGGGAAGGAGUAGAUAUGACAUAUUUGAAAAAUGUCAUCUUAAAGCUUCUUGAAACAGGUGAAGUGGAAGCUCUACUACCUGUGAUUGGAAUGCUUCUUCAAUUUAGUCCCGAAGAGAUACAGAAGUGUCAACAAGCGUAUCGAACUUCUGCAGAGGCUGUUCCCAGCCCGUCCAGUGACGCCUUGGGAUCUUCUCACUCUCUUUUCUCAAGAUUCUCGUUCACAUAGUUGCAGAAAAGAUGCAGAAGAUUCUUUGGUUGCUCAAGAUUCAAGAACUGUCUUUUACUGCAAUCCUGCUGCAGCAGAGCUGGAUCCCUGUUGCUUCAGAACUGCCUGUUGCUGCAGCAAUCUAGAUGCAGGUGCAGCAGCAAUCUAGAUGCAGGUGCAGCAGCAAAGUUAACUGCUCGGUUACCACUUUCAAAGCGGACGUGUGGGUCCAAGUAACUUGAAUUCUUUUGUAGUAUAUUAUUAUACCAUUGUUUUUGUGAAACCGCAUGAAAUUGUAAGAACCAUUUCGAAAGAGAAUUUGUAUACGGCAGCCAAGAACAUUUUGGCAGUACUCGGUAUGUUAUCCAGAAGAAGUGUCAUAAAGCUGAUUCUUUGAUUUUUGACAAUUAUUAUAAGAGUGCAGGUCAAAAUGCAUGAUUUUGAAUAGUAGUAUUUUGGGAGACUCUAGUAUUUGAACUAAGACCAACUUAGCAAGAAAGGCGAUCCG
Morus notabilis is the source of this 3095-nucleotide messenger RNA. Its product is annotated as protein GRIP. Lineage: Eukaryota; Viridiplantae; Streptophyta; Magnoliopsida; Rosales; Moraceae. Bases 239 to 2608 code for a protein of 789 amino acids. The transcript is spliced from 22 exons. Gene Ontology annotation, biological process: reciprocal meiotic recombination. The record is from RefSeq and is a predicted model, not a curated record.